AUGCGGUCUGCAGACGUCACGCUGGGAGUAUGUCCUGCCACAGGGGAAGACGAUCAGGUCCUGGUCUUUGAGUCUGAGCUGCACGGAUGUGGCAGCGAGCUGUUGAUGUCCGAGGACUUGUUUACCUACGCCUUCACACUGCUCUACACUGCCAGUCCUCUGGGGGGGAGAAGUCAAAUCAUCCGAACAAGAGACGUCCAAGUCAGCAUCCAGUGUCAAUACCAGAGGAAGUAUGAUGUGAGCACCGGGCUACUGAAUCCGACCUGUAGUCCCGUGAGAUUCCCCACAGAUCCAGAGGAAAGUCUCGACUUCUCCAUCACACUCAUGACAGAUGAUUGGCAGUCACCUCGUCCAUCUGCUGAGUUCCUGCUGGGAGACAUGAUGAAGUUUGAAGUUUCAGUCAAACGGUUUCAUCACGUCCCUCUCAGAGUGGCGGUGGACCGCUGCGUGGCCACCGGGUUUCCAUCCGUCGACAGGGUCCCUCGAUGCUCCUUCCUGGGAAACAGCGGGUGCCUGUUUGACAGUCAGCUGACGGGCUCCAGCUCUCAGUUCCUGCCUUGGUCUCGGGACGACAAACUGCAGUUUGAAGUGGAGGCAUUCAGGUUCCACCAGGAAGAAAGCGGCAUUAUCUACAUCACCUGCACUGUGAAAGCCACAGUGGCUACUGCAGCUGUUGAUGCCACCAACAAGGCCUGUUCAUUCACCAAUGGAUGGACGGAGGCUAGUGGCAGCGAUCAAACCUGUUCCUGCUGUGAUACAGACUGUGGAGCGGGAAGCCAGAGUCCCCUGACUGGAACAGGUGAGGGGGGUGGAGACCAAAACCAGCUGGAUGAGUUGUUCCACUAAUUGUUCAGCACAGAGACAACACAUGCGACAUGGCCAACCUGAAUCUACUGUUCUCUUUUUACAAAAUGCCACAAUACUUUAACUUAAACUUUUCUUCAAGUCUUUACUAUGUAUAGUUGGUAAUUAUUAUAUUUUGUUAUAUAUUGUGUUGCCUGUUGUACUUAAUAGAUAUAUAAUUUGCACUGACACUAUCUUGCACUAUGAUACCAUUGCACCUUUAAACAUGCUACAACCAAACUUUACUGUAAAGGCACACUAUUGUUCUCUUCCUUUUUGUAUUUUUGUAGUAGGUGUGUGGAUGUCAUAGGUCUGUGUGACUAUGUGUAUGUAUGUUGUGUAUAAG
This is a messenger RNA of Perca fluviatilis (European perch), 1189 nucleotides long. RefSeq names its product zona pellucida sperm-binding protein 3-like. Gene Ontology annotation, cellular component: extracellular matrix. Gene Ontology annotation, molecular function: acrosin binding. Lineage: Eukaryota; Metazoa; Chordata; Actinopteri; Perciformes; Percidae. The record is from RefSeq and is a predicted model, not a curated record. Gene Ontology annotation, biological process: binding of sperm to zona pellucida; egg coat formation; positive regulation of acrosome reaction.